AUGAUUUCAUUUCUACUACAUUUUCUCACUGACAGAGUGAUUCUUAGAUUCAGAAACAAUAUUGCAGAAGAGGAAAAUAACAGAAACGGUCUAGAAAAUGAUGAACUAGCUGAAGAAGAAGAUGAUAAUGCAGAAGAAGAAGAAGAAGAAGAAGAAGAAGACGAAGAAGAGGAAGCAGAAGAAAAAGACGAAGAAGACAGUGAAAAAACCAAAAUGCAAUCACUGUUGUUAAAUUUACUUUCAGCUGCAGAGAGAAAAUAUGGUAGUUUGUGCCACCUGCAAUCUCUCCUAGGUGAUACUACCAAAUAUUACAAUCCGGUUGCUCGUGCUGGACAUAAAGUGCAGCACUGUGCCAAAGGCUUGGUAUUCAAGUAUGAAUACUGCAGAUGCGUACGCAAAAAAGUUACAAUUCACUGGAAAAAAAUCCUGCCAUACAUUUAUAUCUAAGAUGACAAACGAAAAACAAAAAUAAAUAUUCUACAGUCUCUUCAAUUGGUAAUCCACCAUAUAAGGGAUAUGUGAAGACAUUGAUCACCUCUGCCAUGUAAGGGAAUGUCUAAGGAGAACAACUGAUGUUCGUCGAUGGAAUAUUAUGAAUUUACAAAAAUAAAAUCAUAAAUGAA
Octopus bimaculoides (California two-spot octopus) is the source of this 623-nucleotide messenger RNA. RefSeq lists its product as uncharacterized. Lineage: Eukaryota; Metazoa; Mollusca; Cephalopoda; Octopoda; Octopodidae. The record is from RefSeq and is a predicted model, not a curated record.